This is a messenger RNA of Meira miltonrushii, 3710 nucleotides long. RefSeq lists its product as uncharacterized. The transcript has 2 exons. Gene Ontology annotation, molecular function: RNA binding. Gene Ontology annotation, biological process: cytoplasmic stress granule assembly. The record is from RefSeq and is a predicted model, not a curated record. The coding region runs from base 390 to 3647 and encodes 1085 amino acids. Gene Ontology annotation, cellular component: cytoplasmic stress granule. Lineage: Eukaryota; Fungi; Basidiomycota; Exobasidiomycetes; Exobasidiales; Brachybasidiaceae.
UCUCCUUAUCGCUUACCGCCCAUCACUUUGAAGCUCCGCUGCUCUUGUUCAACGUACAGCUUCUUGUACAUUCAACUAAACAGUACUGGCAAGCAAAGUGAAGUAUGAGGUUGUGCUGAAAUCUUUGUACAAGAAGGAUCAAAAGAAGGAAAGGCAAAGAAGAGUAUGCAAAGAAUUCUUACUCGUGAGACAUACGAUUCAAGAAAAUUCAAAAUUAUUCAUUCAUUGUAGGUAAUAAAGAUCUACUUUCUUAUCCAUCAAGCUUUUCAAGGCAACUUUCUCUUAUCUCAGUUUCCCGUUUCAUUAUCGGAGAGCAAGCAUUUCUAUUGUCAGCAUUUAUUCGCUCCCGGGAUUAAAAUCCACCCUAACCCAAUCUGCUCAAAGACAAAAUGGCUGCUCAAUCAGCAUGGCGCUCCAAUCAUUCAAGCGGUAACACACCUAGAUGGGGACAAAACGCAGCUGCUUCUAAUCAAACACAACAACAACAACCACCACGUCCUGCCAGUAAUGGAGAUGCAAUCACAGUAAAUGCAGCAGCACCAGCUCCUGCACCGACUGGCUCUUUUCCACCAUUGGGAAACAAAGCAGCCCAUUCGGCAGGUUUGAAUGAAGAAGAUAGCAUUCAGCGUGAUCGAACCUUGCAUUUGCUAAUCGGCCUGAUCGGUCAUACAGUCGUCGUUACAACACGCUCUGGUAACAAACAUAUCGGUAUCCUGCAAACGACUUCUGUACCGGAUAACAAUUCAGCUAAUGGCACAGGAGUCGUUUUGAGCGUCUCUCAACAAAUUCAUCCCGAUAAUCGCUUGGGACCUGUACAGAAGAUUCUGAUCAUUAAAGGAGAGGAUGUUGCCGGUAUCGCAGCUCGCGAAGUAGGUUUAGAUGUACAACCAACCAUGAGCCAUGCAGAACGACUUGGCUUCCGAACGGAUACACAAAUCUCCAAUUCUGGCGAAGUGUUCGACCAGAGAUCUUUGCAAAAGUGGGUAGGAGAUGCAGAUACGGAUAUGGCGCUCGAAUCUACGGGCGGGUCAUCCGGUAAUGCAUUGGGCGGUUGGGAUCAAUUCGCAGCAAAUGAAGCAAAGUUUGGUAUCAAAUCCAAUUACGAAGAGACCUUGUAUACAACCAAAUUAGACAAAUCUGGCAAAGACUACAAAGAUCGCGAACGCAAGGCAGAUCAAUUGGCGAAAGAGAUCAUGUCCUCUGCUGCAAGCAAUUCGCACAUUGCCGAAGAGCGUAACCUUGUCGACGCUGAUGGUGCAACCGCUCAAACGGAGGAGGACAAGUACGGUGCCGUCGUUCGAGGUACGAAUGCUUAUGUUCCUCCUGGCGCCCGUCGUGCUGCUGCAGCUGCAGCCGCUGCCACCGCUUCAGCCUCUGCAACUGCUCGUAUGAAUGGUUCCAAUGCAGUCGAAGGUGAUGGCCUGAAUAGUUCUGCAACACCUGCUAUCGUCACAACUGCGCCAUCCAACUCAACAGCGAUCACCGCUACCAGUGGACAAAGGGAUGACAAGGCUACUGCUGAUAAACAGCAAAAUAAGGAUGCCACAGGCGAUUUCCGUCAAUUCGUGUCUCAAGAACGAGAGAGAGCAGAACGUAAAAAGGCUGCUUUGGCUAAGCAAGAAAAGGACAACAAGUUGGCUGAUUUGAGAAGCUGGAGUGAUAAGUUCAAGCUAAGCUUCCCCGUUCCCAAAGAUCUUGCUGGAGCUUCACAAGCACAACCAGGAACUGCAAAGGAUGUCAAAGCAGCACCUCAGGCUAGUGAAAUGCCUCGAGAUCCUAGCUUGCAAAAAAGUCUCAGUCCAACGCCUGCCAAUGCUCAAAAGGCUGCAAACGCUAACGAUAAUGGCGGAAGUGCUUCUGCUAAGCAUAGUCCAACGAAUGCUGGCAUUGCUCCGACAACAGCACAAGCUAGUACGAAUGAUGCAGGCAAGUUAGCUGAGCGUCGUCCCUCUGCUACAUCUUCUGUCAAUCCGGCACCAUCAAGAUUGGCCGAGACAAAGGCUAUGUUGGCCAAGAUGACAAUUCCAGCUAUUCCUCCUUUCGAUGCAUCGAAAUCGCGCACUCGUCAAGCAGGUUUGAAUGAGAUUGCAGCUGGUACUACGAAAGAAGCAACCGCCAAUAUUGCUGGGCCGAGCAAGGAUGCGGCUUCAAGCAAAUCGUCUUUCAAGAUGAGCGCUAAAGCCAGCAGUUUCAAGCCUUUCAAUCCAAAUGCUGCCAGUUUCACACCUGGAGUGCCUGCCAACAACAGUGCUGCACCACGUCCAUCACAAGAUCUUUCAUUUGGAAUGAGCCCACCUCCAGUCAUCAGAUCUGAGACGCCUCUAAAUCCAUUCUUUGGUAACCGGGUUAUCAAGAAACCGGCUCAACCAUUGCAUGUACAAAAGGAAUUCAGCCCUUUCAAAACAGGCAAAGUGCCAGAGCCUUCAACUGUUGGAUCCACUUGGGACUUUACCGGCAAACCCUAUAGAGACCUAUUCCAUGUGAUUCCUGCUGAUGAUGGAGCAUCCAGUAGCCAGCAAACUCCUCAUACGCCACAUGCUAACCCGAGUCAACCUGGUGGCGUGACGAGUGGUCCAGGUCUGAAUUUGGGUGGUAAUGGUCUACCACCAGGUGUUCACUUACCUCCUCCUCACAUGGUUGGUCAACAAGCAGUCCCACCUCAUCUUGCUGGACUUCCUCCCCAUCAAGCUCACUUGCCUCAUGGUGGGCCUCACCAAAUCCAACAAAGUAUUCCAGGAACACCGCAUAUGGGCCAGCACAAUCAAGGUGGCGUGGCACAGCACAGUGGUCAGCCUUCCUUGAAUCAGCCGAUGUACAUGCAAUAUCAACCGUAUAGAUUGCAACAUGGUCAACAACCAAUGCAACAUUUGGGUGCAAGUCCAUAUAUGAACCCUCAAUUCAUGGGUCAAAUGCCAUUUUCGCCGCCAAUGCCUCCUGCUGGAGCUCCAGGUGGAAUGUAUAGUCCACAAAUGCAAAAUAUGAUGUCUGUUCCUGGAGCAGGAGGUCCGCCUGGUGCGCAUGGUCAUAUGCGAGGACAAGCAGGAGGUCCACCUCACAUGCAAGGUGGCAAAGGACAACAUCCGCCACACAUGUACUAUCAACAAGGAGGGGGUCAACCGAUGCCGGGAAUGCCGUACGGUCAACCAUUUCCUCCUAGCGCAGGACCAUCUCCUGUGAUCCGACAUCAACAACAACACCAUCAACAUCAUCCACAACAUCACAUGUCCCAACAAUAUCAAAAUCAUCAGCCUUAUGGCAUUCCAAACUUACAGCAACAUGGCGGUAACAAUCAUGCUCAUCAACAUCAACAAAGUAUUCCCUCUUCCGCAUCUGUACAAACAUCUUUAUCAAGUGCGCCAACCCCGCAAACAGCUCCAACGUCUGGCAAUGUGUCUGAGGCAGGCUCAGCAACACCAAUUGCCCUUGCACACAAACCAAAGAAACCUCAGCUUGCGGCUGUGGCACAUCAUGCCAAUGCGGCGACACAUGCACAUGUGGCAAAACACCUUCAGGUGAAAAAGUUUCAAGCUGUCAAUGUUCUUCCAAGCCUCAAGGUUGCGAUUGCAACCCAUGCACAUGCUCAAACGCUCAAGUUCAGGCUUAAGCGGAUCGGCAAUUGGGCGUCAUCCUCCUGCCUCGCGCAAUGAUUUUUGUGCGAUAGGAUGAAUUGACAAAAUUGUAAUCAUAUCUCAUAUAUUCAUACUUCGACC